AUGUACUUUAAUCGAUUUAUUUUGCUUCUAACAACUUUAAUAACAGGUAAGAAGCUUGUUUUUCUUGAAAAUUUUGAGAAAAUUAAGAAAGACAAAUUUCAGCUUCAUUAGUAUUUGAUAAAAAAUACACGGAAAGAACAGAUGUCAAUGGACAAACCACAAUUAUUAGUUCGCUUGAAAAUACGAAAAUUGAGAAAAAAGUCGAGGAAUCGGAAAAAUUAUACGAUGAAAAUAAAUUUAUAGCUUCAAAAUUAGCAACCACUGCAAGAUUAGGUAAGUUAUUUACUUAGGAAUUUUCGAUAAAAAACUUCAAAUAUUUUCAGCAAAUCAUAUUUUCGAGCUGGUUUCAAUUUAUGGAAUUGCUCGAAAACUUCGAAGAGCUCCUCAAAUUUAUGUGCUCGAUAAAAAAUAUGAAAAACUUAUCGAAGGAAUGCAAAAGGUUAUGCCAGGACUAAUAAACGAAUUCGAAAUUAAACACGAAAAAAUUGUUCCGAAAACCGCCAAAAAUAUCGAAUUCAAUGUGAAAUGCUGUGUUUUUGAAGAUUUGGGAAUUUUGAGAAAAAAUGAAAAUGCAAGUUUGAUUUAUUCAACUGGACAUUUUUAUCAAAGUUAUAAAUAUUUUGAUGAAUUUCGAGAAGAAGUUUUGGAAAUGGUGGCUGAGAAAAAAGAUUUUGGAAAGUUGCCAGUUGAUGGGACAAAGUGGGUUUGGGAAAUUUUUGGGGAAAAAAUUUCAAAUUGUGUUAUUUUAUUUUUAAUCACAGAACAAUUUUUGUUUGAAAAUUGGGGUAAAAUUUUGCGAAGAUCAUGAAAAACGCGAUUAGAGCUAUUUUUUCAAAGUUUCCAGAAAGAAACAAAUGUGUGAAAAGGCAUUUUUGACAAAUUUCAAGAAUGCUCUUUGGAACAAAAAAAUGAGCCAGAAACUCGAGUAUUUUUUGUAGAUCAAAAAUUGGAAUUUCAGCAUUUUUGGAAACUUAUUUUCAGAAGUUCUCAAAAUACAAUUCGGAUUUCAGUUUAAAAAAUCACCUCACUCAUUUCAUCCUCCAUUUUUCCAGAAUCUGUAUUCACAUUCGCCGUGGCGAUUUUCUCGAUGGCCAACACCAUUCAACUCAAACCAACUUCACUCUUGCAGCUUAUAACUUUAUUUUAGAAACUGAAAAACCAACGGAUCCAAAAAUCAUAAUAAUGGGAGAUGACUUGAAAUAUGAGCAAUCCCUGUUUCCGAAAAACUCUUCAAAUGUUUUCAUUUCAAAUUUAUCACCUUCAGAUGAUCUCAUUUAUGCAAAAUAUCACUGUGACAUAACUCUAAUUACUGGUGAGAUAAUUUUCUAGAAUUUUUUAAAAAUAGCAUAAAAUGAGCAAGGUUUUCAGCACCAAGUUCAACAUUUGGCUGGUGGAUUUCAUAUUUUUCAAAAUCGCAAAAAGUCUAUUAUCAAGAUAUUCGGGUGACAAAUGAUGUGAAUUUCAAAAAAGGCGAAUUAGAGCCGCUCGAUUUUUAUCCGCCAAAUUGGAAUUCGCUAAUUUUAACGAGGUCUGGGGGAAUUCAGAAAACCUAA
This is a messenger RNA of Caenorhabditis angaria, 1553 nucleotides long. NCBI's taxonomy places the organism in Eukaryota, Metazoa, Nematoda, Chromadorea, Rhabditida, Rhabditidae. The record is from the annotation of a GenBank genome assembly.